Chilo suppressalis (striped riceborer) is the source of this 1265-nucleotide messenger RNA. The record is from the annotation of a GenBank genome assembly. Lineage: Eukaryota; Metazoa; Arthropoda; Insecta; Lepidoptera; Crambidae.
AAAAAUAACCUUAAUCUUUUUGGCUAGUUAACACGGGCCCUGAGUAUUUAUAAAAAAUAUAAAUAACUGUAUUGCUUGCUAGGGAAGUGCCAUAAAAUAACAAAUAGCUUAUGGAGAGUUGAAGUUAUAGAUUCAAAGAAGCUUUACUUGAGUUUACUAUAUUUUAUUUCAAGCUUUGAUUAAACAAAGUAGGAUGGUGGGUUCAUGAUAGAUUGCAAUUAAAAUAAAAACUGCUCAAUAAUAAAGCUGACUGUUUUCCAAGCCAAGUAAGUAUACACUGAUUAUUUAGCAAAGUUUUUUUGUUGACUUUGGAAUACUGUAGCAUAAAGACCCUAAGUUAAAAUCAAUAAUGGAUCAGUUGGAAGAAAACGAUAAUAUGGAAACUAUAGAAAGUAGACACAGAAAAGAGAAAAAAGAACUUCAAGCUCAAAUUCAAGCUUUGAAAAAAACUGCCAAGAAUGAUAAGACUAAGAAGAAAGAGAUUUUGUUUGUUAUAUCUAAAUUAGAGAUUGAAAUGGAUAAUCGCCAUAAACAGGAACUAGAAUCUCUGCAAAAAGAAGAUAAAAUUGAUUCAGUUGAUGAACAAGAUUCUAUAGAACAAGAGGUAGCAAAACUCAAAGUGACCAAAGCGCAAAAAAGGAGAGAGAAAAAGAAUCAAUUGGAAAAAGAAAGAGAAGAAUCAAUAAAAUUGCAAGAGAAAGAGAACAUACAUGGACCCAGAAAUAAAGAAAUACAAGAUAUAGCUCAAAAAUUGAAACCUAGGAAACUAAAUAUAUUUCCAAUUGCAUCUGAUGGUGACUGUCUGUAUAAUGCAGUGGCACAUCAGUUAUUAUUGACCAGAAAAGAGUCUUAUUCUACUGAAAAACUUAGGAAUGAAUGUGCAUCUUAUAUCAGGCAACACAAGAAUGAUUUUUUACCAUUUAUGUCUAAUCCGGAUACAUUUGAAAUGCUCACUGAUGAAGAAUUUGAAGAAUAUUGUGAUAAAAUUUGUAAUAGUAAAUUGUGGGGUGGGCAACUAGAAAUUAGAGCUUUAUCUAGUUCUUUAAAAUGCCCCAUAACUGUUAUACAAUCUACAGGGCCUGAGUGUAUAGAACAGGGUACAGAAUUUUCAGGACCGUCUUUGGUCAUCACAUAUCAUCGCCACAUGUACCGUUUAGGAGAACAUUACAAUUCAACUUGUUUAGAUGAAGAGGAUAUUGAAUAAAUGUAUAAAAUUGUAACCAUUUCCAUUGUUAUGAGCAUUAUACUUUAAAUCUAAAAAAAAU